This is a messenger RNA of Chironomus riparius, 1446 nucleotides long. The record is from the annotation of a GenBank genome assembly. Lineage: Eukaryota; Metazoa; Arthropoda; Insecta; Diptera; Chironomidae.
AGUCUAACAAAAAUACUAAGCGAAGAUGGUGCUAGAUAAGAAGUUUCUUCUCAUUUUAAUUUUGAGCAUUUUUAUUAAAAAGUCAAUUUGUCAAACUGCGGCUGAUUAUGUUUAUUGCAACACGGAAAAAAGUUUUACAGUUACUAAUAAAGCACUGUUUAUAUAUUUUUCGGAACCUGGAAGUACAAAAACCACUUGCGAUUAUGUUGUAAGAAGUCCAACUGAUACCUACAUUUCAGUUGAGUUGUAUCACAAUUUGACAGGAACAGGAACUUCAUGCACAACUCAAUACGUUCAAAUUUCUCCUAAUGGGGAUCCUCUUUAUCGAAGUGCUGUAAAAUAUUGUGGAUUAAGAGAUUAUUAUAAUCCGUUGAGGUUUAAUACAAUAGGAAAUGAGGUUAGAUUUCGCGUGGUUUCAAAUGACUUUAAGAGAACUGUCCAAAUGAGAUUGAUAGCAUAUCCGAUAACAGCAUCAAAUUGUACUUGUAGCUGGAAUCCUUCAACCCGUAUUGCUAAUGGACAAUCUUCUGCAUCCACAACUUUCAUUGGCAAUGCAGUGCUUAAAACUAUGAUUAAUAAAUUUUAUGAAGCAAUCUGUGGCGCAACUAUCAUUUCGUACAAGUACAGCAUUACUGCUGCUCACUGUGUAGUUUAUGCCAAAUCUUUUGGAUUGGCUAAUGUACUUUUACAUGUUGGUCGUCAAAAUGUCACUGCUGAUGUUUAUGCUGACACAGUUUACUCAGAACAAUACAUUAUAUCAGCAGCAGUUACUCAUCCAAAUUAUAAUAGCGUUAGUGGAGUUAAUGAUAUUGGAUAUAUCAAAACUACGAGAGACAUUCGGUUUAGUAAAGGAGUUGGCCCUGCAUGCAUAUCAUUCCCCUAUCAAACUUUCAGUUUUCCAACUGGAACUUCAUUGACAGCAAUUGGUUUUGGAGGAACUGAGUUUGCUAUGGGAGCAACAAUUGAUAAGAAAUCGUGGAUCCUCCAAAGUGUAAGAUUAAUUGUAAAUCAAACUUUAGUAACAGGAUGUAAUCAGCUCCAAAAAGUUUGCUGCCAAGGACUUUUGGUUAAUGGAGGUAGAGGAGAUACAUGCCAGCGUGAUAGUGGUGGUGGCAUUUAUGCAUACAUAAAUAAUUUGUACUACUUUGUUGCUCUUACAAGCGAGGGUCUUGACUGUGGAAUGAAAAAUUCAUACUCUAUAAAUGUGCAUGUUCCCAGCUACAUCACGUGGAUAAAACAAGUAAUGGGAGCUGAAUUGCUUUGCAAUAAAUAAUCUAUUGCCAAGGUUCUUGCUGGUUCUUUUUAAUCAAGAAAUUUAAACUCUUGAAAAUUACGAAAUAAUCAGCAAAAAAAACAUUUGCAAUUAGUUCCAAUUUUAAAUUUGUAUAAGAUCUUAAUUAAAUUGAAUAAAAAAUUUUAUCAUGUGAUAACUGUUUGAAAAUGAUG